AUUCGACGACGGCAGCCAGCCGCAGUGAAUUAGAAAGAGAAUAUGAUCGAUAUUGUUAAAGUAAACUGAAUUCUAAGCGGAUAGACUGAAGUUUUAUAUAGAAUAUCUAUCUAUCUACCUAUAUAUUCGACGCCCUUUUCCGGAUUGGACGUUUACAACGCAAACAUGUUUUGCAUUACAGCUUUUGUCUGCCUAUUUGCAGUAGUCAAAACUCAAGAGGUGGCUAACUACUCUGUCUUCGAAGGUUUAAAAGCCGGUAGCUUAAUAGGUGAUUUAUCAAGGACUAAAAAGUCGACUAGUUCGACUCCGCCAAUUUUUCUAUCUUUCAAUCAAGGCUCUGGAUUAUUUAACUUAAGCCCUGCUGGUGUAUUAACAACAACAAAGGUUAUCGAUAGAGACGCUGUCGACGUGUGCCGAGGAAAGGUAGAGUGCUUUUUUGACUUACAUGUUACAAAAACGAUUGGAACAGCUAUCCAAUCUGUAAAAGUUCGAAUUAACAUUAAUGAUAAAAACGAUAAUUCCCCGGUUUGGGAAACGCGAAAAACAACUGUGGAUAUUCCUGAGGAUGCUAAAAUAGGCGAUGAAUUCAGUUUGCCAAAGGCGGUCGACUACGAUAGCCCGAAGAAUGGAAUUUCCAACUACCGUUUACAAACGCCGCCGGGUAGUCCUUUCGGAUUCAAUCCGAAUAAGGUUACUUUAAUAAUUACAAAUGAUCUAGAUCGUGAAACGAACGCUGCUUACAAAAACUUUAUCCUUACUUGCGUCGAUAAAGGAGCCAGAUCUUCAAAUUUCACUUUCAAUGUUAAGAUCACGGAUGUCAACGACAAUCCGCCUCAUUGUUUGAAAGACUUGUUUACUAACACCGUUCCGGAGAAUCUUAAUCCCGGUGAGCUCUUGAUAAAGAUCGAGGCGGGAGACAAGGACGACGAUGGGCCGAACAGUCAACUAAUAUAUUCGUUAUCAGCUGAAUCUCAACAAAAGUACGGAGACUUAAUAAGAAUAAACAGCGACGGUAAUAUUUACCUUAAACCUGACGCUAAGCUAGACUACGAGAUGGAAAAAAGCUUACGCUUUCAAGUUACGGUCACAGAUAAGGCUACUAACAGUAAACAGACAACUUGCCAAGCCCUUAUCGACGUUUCAGACGUGAACGAUGAACGGCCGGAAAUAAGUGUCGUUACUGUUGGCUCUCGUAUAGAAAUUGAAGAAGAGGCUGGUGAAAAUCAACUGUUUGCUCAAGUUCGAGUUAGCGAUAAGGACGAUGGAAAUGCAGGAAUUUUCUCUUGUAAAAUAAGCGAUUCCCGAUUUUUAUUAGAUCCGUUCUUUGAUGAGGGUAAUGAGAAAAACUAUAAAAUAACAACAGUAACAAAUUUCAAUAGAGAAGAGAUGGCGUCCGUUAGGUUUAAUAUUACCUGUCAGGAUAAGGGUUCCCCGCCGCUCCUCUCGCGGAAAGAAGUACAAGCAUCUAUUGUUGACAUCAACGAUAAUUCACCAAAGUUCAAGCUACCUAGGUAUGAAACGUCGCUCUAUGAAGAAAACGACUUAGGGCACCCUAUAAUUAUCGUUAAUGCUACCGAUUUGGACUCAGAUUAUGGUAGGGUAACGUACUCGUUGAGUGGCGAGUUCUCAGAAUACUUCAAGAUUAAUACAAGGACUGGUCAAGUGACAGCUAAUUAUAAGUUCGAUAGAGAAGACAGAGAUUUUUACAAAAUAACCGUUCUAGCUUGGGAUAAUGGGAGUCCCCCAAGGAAUUCUAGUGUCGAUCUCAUAGUCGAGAUACUUGACGUAGAUGACAACGCACCAGUCUUCGAAAAGAGCCUUUACAUUUUUGAAGUUGAUGAAGAACAGAAGGGUGAUAUCGGAGAGGAAAUCGGAGAAGUUAAGGCUUCUGACAAGGACUCACCUGCUUUUAGUGAAUUUCAAUAUGAAAUUCAAAAAGAUCAAGCUAACAAUCCCAAUUUUUUAUUUUUUAUCAACCAGUACAACGGCAAAAUAUAUUCAAAUAGACGGUUAGACAGGGAAGAUAGGAGUGAAUACGAUCUUAUUAUCCUAGCUAAGGGGGAUACUGGAAAGCAAUUAAUCGGCAAAUGUAGGGCGAAGAUACGCAUUAGAGAUGUCAAUGACAAUCAACCAAAAUUUAUAUUUCCGGUGUAUUAUAAUAAUACGGUUAGCAUUUCAUCGUACGUUGAAGUUGGAUAUCCGAUAGUAAGAAUAAGAGCAAAAGAUCCAGAUGAUGGAGAAAAUGGUCAAUUAUCUUAUUUUCUAAAGAAUAAUAAUAACAAAUUCAAGCUAUCGGAAGAUGGUUGGCUAAAGACUUCCGUAGAAUUCUCCGAUAUUGAAUACGUUAGCUAUAUAUUAACGGUCGAAGUGAGAGAUCAUGGCUCUCCUACUCCUCUUUCUGUAACUUCUAAUGUGACUAUAAUUAUUGAUAAAUCUUUACCUUUCUCCAAUCAAAAGAGAGGGACAACUACGUCUAAUUCAAAUAUGAUAAUUAUCAUAGUUAUAACAAGCAUUACUGGUGUCCUUGCUGCCAUUCUCAUUGCUGCUAUCUUCUAUCUCAUUAAAUGCGACAAUCGUAAUAAUUUGCAGUACGCUUCUCGUUUAGGACAUCAGAAGAGUGUCUUCUCAUCAUCAGCUGGAUUACAGACGCAAACCGUGGAUAACGAACCGCAUCAGCCCUUCUAUUCUGUUGUUGGAGCCACUCCGGCGAGUGGAGACCAAUUUAAGUCUCCCUGUAAUUACGAUGAUAGCGUUCUGUCAGCGGAUAGCGAUAGCGGAAGGGGCUCAAAUGAUAAUGAAGAGGAGCUAAUGCUAAAGUUGAAUGUCCGAAAUAAGGGUAAAAGCAUACAAACGGCUCGGAUUCACAGAGGUUUAAACGUCGUUCAAUCAACAUCUUCAUCGUCGUAUGGUGGCGCUUCAGAUAGUAAGCUUAAUCGGAUCGAAUCGGCCAAUCAAAACCGAUUGAAUGGUAGACGAUGGGACGAUAGUGAAUUAUGUAAAGCUAGCCACGUGUGAUACCUUCUUUUUUUUAUGCGAUUAAUUUACAACGGUGACGUUGUCAUUCAAUGCGCGGACGACUGUGAUAAAACUCUUUCAAAACUGUGUUCAAUUAUUUCACGGUGUUUCCUUUUAUACGAUUGAAUACGCUUUUUUAUUGAUUUUUAUUUUUUUUGCAAUUGUAUGUAUAUAAAUAUGCAUUAUGUAUUCUUUAUUAUUAAUAUUAUAAAGAUAAAUAUGUAUAGUUAUGUAUAACUACGCUUUAAAAGAGAGAAAAGAAAAAAAAAGAAUCAUGAAUAUUAAUGAGCGUAUUAUACAUAUGUUUUGUUAAACUUAUUAUGUAUAUAGAUCUUUGAAUAAAGAAAAAAAAUAAGCCUCUAGUCAAGAGAAGCUAUAUAUGC
Messenger RNA from Dimorphilus gyrociliatus, 3398 nucleotides. The record is from the annotation of a GenBank genome assembly. NCBI's taxonomy places the organism in Eukaryota, Metazoa, Annelida, Polychaeta, Dinophilidae.